Messenger RNA from Oncorhynchus nerka (sockeye salmon), 9865 nucleotides. Its product is annotated as espin-like protein. Gene Ontology annotation, biological process: actin filament bundle assembly. Gene Ontology annotation, molecular function: actin filament binding. The coding region runs from base 1 to 2151 and encodes 716 amino acids. The record is from RefSeq and is a predicted model, not a curated record. Gene Ontology annotation, cellular component: cytoplasm. The transcript has 2 exons. NCBI's taxonomy places the organism in Eukaryota, Metazoa, Chordata, Actinopteri, Salmoniformes, Salmonidae.
AUGAAGUUUGCGGCCAGUGGACACUACCAGCCUCAAGAGUGGCACUACUCUCAUGUCCACAAUGCCAUCCUGGGCCCCUUUGGAGAGCUGAUGAUGGAGGACGACCUCAUCCGCAUUGAGAAGCAAAUCGAGAACCUGCAGGUCAUGCAUAAGGUGACGGAGGUGGAAAAGGAACUGGAAGAGUUGGAGCGAGAGCUUCAACAACUUCUUCCCGUGUCUGCCGCCCUCAACCAGGAGCACUUCUAUAUCAACCCCAAGCAAGUUCAUGGGCAAGCGGAAGAUCUGCCAGCCUGGUGCAGCAAAAUCUCAACGCUGCUCAAGAGCAUGGCUAUUCUCCUGGCCACCCUGGGAGGCAAGACAAUAGACAUCUUGGAUUUGAUAUCUCCCGGAUAUGCUCAGGAGGAAGGGAGUAACAAUAGGAUGGGCCAGAUGACCCCAGCAGGAUCCAUUGCCACUGGGGUCAUCGGACGAUCCCAGUCGUUCUCCACUAGGGAGGAGGUGGAGAAGGAGAUCAAGCAGUGUGGCGUCUCUGUGAAGAACCUGAAGGCCAACUAUGAGAUUCAGAACCAGUUCCAGUUUGCUGAUGACAAAACGAACCGGGUGUACAAGCGCAAGAGGUCCCUCCCUGCGGUGAGCGAGUCCAGUUAUCUCCCCGAGCCGAUUCAGGAAGAUGAGGUCCUGUGUUCCCCUGCAGAGGUCCUCCAGUCCCCUAACAAUGGAGACUUUUCUCCAGUCCAGGAAUCUCUGCCUCUGGUGGAGGAACCUGUAAUCAUGCCAUCUCAUGCUCCUCUUACAUACCAGUCUUCUGAUGUGAUCCCUCAGUCUGAUCAGUUCAACCAGGUUCUGUCUACAGACCCUAUACUGAACCACGAGCAGCUGACCCGGAGCCUGGAGGUGCAGACGGACAUGAGCUACGUCCAAGAGUGCAUUGAGAUGAGGAAGGAGCGGAUCGUCUUCUUGUUCCUGGAACACUGGAGAAAGUACACCCUCUCAGAGUCCUACAGGCCAAAGUACACAGCCGAACAGGGAAGUCUAAGGGUGGGUCUGGACGACUAUAACCGGUUCACCGCUGAUCUGGAAGGAGACACACCGAGUGAGGAUGACAAAACACUCCUAUUCAUGAAGUCCAGGCAAGUGGUAGGGAACCUGAUUGGCCACUGGAGGACCAUCAUGAGCCAGGUGCCCACUCGCCAGAUCCGCCGGCUCAGUCGGGCCCAGAUGAUCUACUGGCCGGAGCAUUUCCUGCCACACGUGAAUGGAGCACCGGUCAGCUACGAGACCCUAACCCUAGACCUCUUUAUGCUGGGCUACUUCCAACUCCUAGAGAUGAGCAUGUCACGCAGCGAGCGCAAGUUCCGCCACCUACUGUGCUACGAGAUGUUUGACCGCCUCGGAAGCUACAGCUGGGAGCUGAUUCGCCAGUUCCACCGUGAGGUCAUGGAGGAGAUUGAGCAAGGGAAGCGGGACUGGGCGGACAGCUUUGAAGACAUUAAGCAAAAGUACUUUGGUGAUUCUGCGGAUGGGGGAGGAAUGAUGACCGCCUCGCUACUUUCAAUUGCUCCUGAGGUGUCGGUAGUGCCAGUCCAGGUGCCGUUGCCUGCCCCAGAACCAAACAUGUAUUUGCCUUCGAUUGCUGUACAGGAUAGUGUCCAGCUUACUGCUCAGGACUGCAUUAACCAUGCAGAGCAGAGUGCAGUGAAGGACACUGUGGAGGACACUGUUCAGGCAGAUGUGAACACUUCUGAGCCGAGUCCAACGAAUGGGCCUAUUCAGGAUGCUGUGAAGACUGAAAGUGUAGCACAAGAGAGUGUUCCAAAAGACACAGUUCAGACUUCUGUGCAGGAUUCAGCGCAGAAAACUGGGCAGGAUACUGUUCAGGAGGCUUUGCAAGACUCAGUAGGCCAGGUUGUGACAACUGAGACCACAGUACAGAGUGUAGGGAAGUGUGUGACGCAGGACAUUGCACCUGCUCCACUUCAAGUCACCAUAGUCACACCCAUAUAUGAACCUCCGCACAGAGAAGAGCCCAAUGAAGACUCAAUCAAACUGAUCUACGAACUGAAAGAGUUCAGCAAUGAGGAGAUCAGCAGGUACAUUGAGCGCAGCUUUGCCUUCUGGAAGGAAAAGGAAGCUGAACUGUUUGAUAUCUGACCAUCAGCGAUAAGCAGAAGAUAUGUGGAAUACUCUUUACACAAAAGUGUUAGGCUAAACAUGCUUGGACAAAGCAGGCAACAAAGCCACGAGGGAAAGUGUCAAGGAAACUAUCCUCCUAUGUUGAACAUGCUAGGGAGAGAGCUAAUCUGUGUUUUAGCCUUGAGGCCUCAGAUAACACAAGGAACUGUGACAUGGUUUCAGUAAGGAAAGGAGCAUCCAGCCUGUGAUUGGAUGUCCGGCAGUCAAAUCACUUUGUCUUGUCAACCACUGAUAUGCAAAAAAUGAUGAGAUGUAAUGAUACAGUGGAAGAGGGAGUGCUCUAAAUGCACUACCAGCAAUGACUCCCUGAAUUCUAAUUAGUCUUUGGAACAAAUAUUCUUUAUUCCAAGUUUCUUAUCUAUUAUUGGUUUGCUACAGUAGUUCUUUGAUAUCCAAAGACAGGCCCUAAUGUAGUGUGUGAGGUGGUUUUUCAUCCAAAUGUAAUAUAACAUGUUAUACAUAAGCAAGUCCGUUUCAUAAUGCAACCUACUGUAUGUAACAUAAUUUGAUCAAACAGGAAUAAUGCAGAUUUUUUUUAACGUGAUAAUGUAGAGGAGAGUUGGGCGAGGUGCCCCCUGACACCCCCCCCCCCAAGAAACUGCACCCGUGGCAUGCUCGAGUGUCAUUCUAAUGAUAUUUAUUAGAGGUCGACCGAUUAAUCGGAAUGGCCGAUUAAUUAGGGCCGAUUUCAAGUUUUCAUAACAAUCGGAAAUUGGUAUUUUUAGGUGACGAUUUGACGAUUUUUAAAAAUAUAUAAAAAUAAAAAAAUCCUUUAUUGAACUAGGCAAGUCAGUUAAGAACACAUUCUUAUUUUCAAUGACGGCCUAGGAAUGGUGGGUUAACUGCCUCGUUAAGGGGCAGAACAACAGAUUUUCACCUUGUCAGCUCAGGGGAUCCAAUCUUGCAACCUUACAGUUAACUAGUCCAAUGCAAUAACGACCUGCCUCUCUCUCGUUGCACUCCACAAGGAGAUUGCCUGUUACGCGAAUGCAGUAAGCCAAGGUAAGUUGCUAGCUAGCAUUAAACUUAUCUUAUAAAAAACAAUCAAUCAUAAUCACUAGUUAACUACACAUGGUUGAUGAUAUUACUAGAUAUUAUCUUGCGUCUCCUGAGUUGCAUAUAAUGUGACUAAGCAUACAAGAAUACAAGUAUCUAAGUAUCUGACUGAGCUGUGGUAGGUAGAAGCGGGUUCGUAAACAUUCAUUCAAACAGCACUUUCGUGCGUUUUGCCAGCAGCUCUUCGUUGUGCGUCAAGCAUUGCGCUGAUUAUGACUUCAAGCCUAUCAACUCCCGAGAUGAGGCUGGUGUAACCGAAGUGAAAUGGCUAGCUAGUUAGCGCGCGCUAAUAGCGUUUCAAACGUCAUUCGCUCUGAGCCUUCUAGUAGUUGUUCCCCUUGCUCCGCAUGGGUAACGCUGCUUCAAUGGUGUCUGUUGUCGUUGUGUUGUUGGUUCAAGCCCAGGGUGGAGCGAGGAGAGGGACGGAAGCUAUACUGUUACACUGGCAAUACUAAAGUGCCUAUAAGAACAUCCAAUAGUCAAAGGUUAAUGAAAUACAAAUGGUAUAGAGGGAAAUAGUCCUAUAAUUCCUAUAAUAACUACAACCAGAAAUAUAUUAGGUUAAAACUUCUUACUUGGGAAUAUUGAAGACUCAUGUUAAAAGGAACCACCAGCUUUCAUAUGUUCUCAUGUUCUGAGCAAGGAACUGAAAUGUUAGCUUUCUUACAUAGCACAUAUUGCACUUUUACUUUCUUCUCCAACACUAUUAUGCAUUAUUUAAACCAAAUUGAACAUGUUUCAUUAUUUACUUGAGGCUAAAUUGAUUUUAUUGAUGUAUUAUACACUGCUCAAAAAAAUAAAGGGAACACUAAAAUAACACAUCCUAGAUCUGAAUGAAUGAAAUAUUCUUAUUAAAUACUUUUUUCUUUACAUAGUUGAAUGUGCUGACAACAAAAUCACACAAAAAUUAUCAAUGGAAAUCAAAUGUAUCACCCCAUGGAGGUCUGGAUUUGGAGUCACACUCCAAAUUAAAGUGGAAAACCACACUACAGGCUGAUCCAAUUUUGAUGUAAUGUCCUUAAAACAAGUCCAAAUGAGGCUCAGUAGUGUGUGUGGCCUUCACGUACCUGUAUGACCUCCCUACAACGCCUGGGCAGGCUCCUGAUGAGGUGGCGGAUGGUCUCCUGAGGGAUCUCCUCCCAGACCUGGACUAAAGCAUGGAUGGAGCGAGACAUGAUGUCCCAGAUGUGCUCAAUUGGAAUCAGGUCUGGGGAACGGGCGGGCCAGUCCAUAGCAUCAAUGCCUUCUUCUUGCAGGAACUGCUGACACACUCCAGCCACAUGAGGUCUAGCAUUGUCUUGCAUUAGGAGGAACCCAGGGCCAACCGCACCAGCAUAUGGUCUCCCAAGGGGUCUGAGGAUCUCAUCUCGGUACCUAAUGGCAGUCAGGCUACCUCUGGCGAGCACAUGGAGGGCUGUGUGGCCCCCCCAAAGAAAUGCCACCCCACACCAUGACUGACCCACCGCCAAACCGGUCAUGCUGGAGGAUGUUGCAGGCAGCAGAACGUUCUCCACGGCGUCUCCAGACUGUCACGUCUGUCACAUGUGCUCAGUGUAAACCUGAUUUUAUCUGUGAAGAGCACAGGGCGCCAGUUGCGAAUUUGCCAAUCUUGGUGUUCUCUGGCAAAUGCCAAACGUCCUGCACGGUGUUGGGCUGUAAGCGCAACCCCCACCUGUGGACGUCGGGCCCUCAUACCACCCUCAUGGAGUCUGUUUCUGACCGUUUGAGCAGACACAUGCACAUUUGUGGCCUGCUGGAGGUCAUUUUGCAGGGCUCUGGCAGUGCUCCUCCUGCUCCUCCUUGCACAAAGGCGGAGGUAGCAGUCCUGCUGCUGGGUUGUUGCCCUCCUACAGCCUCCUCCAUGUCUCCUGGUGUACUGGCCUGUCUCCUGGUAGCGCCUCCAUGCUCUGGACACUAUGCUGACAGACACAGCAAACCUUCUUGCCACAGCUCGCAUUGAUGUUCCAUCCUGGAUGAGCUGCACUACCUGAGCCACUUGUGUGUGUUGUAGACUCAGUCUCAUGCUACCACUAGAGUGAAAGCACCGCCAGCAUUCAAAAGUGACCAAAACAUCAGCCAGGAAGCAUAGGAACUGAGAGUGGUCUGUGGUCACCACCUGCAGAACCACUCCUUUAUUGGGGGUGUCUUGCUAAUUGCCUAUAAUUUCCACCUGUUGUCUAUUCCAUUUGCACAACAGCAUGUGAAAUUUAUUGUCAAUCAGUGCUGCUUCCUAAGUGGACAGUUUGAUUUCACAGAAGUGUGAUUGACUUGGAGUUACAUUGUGUUGUUUAAGUGUUCCCUUUAUUUUUUUGAGCAGUGUACUAAGUUAAAAUAAGUGUUCAUUCAGUAUUGUUCUAAUUGUCAUUAUUACAAAUAUAUUUUUUAAAUUCGGCAGAUUAAUCGGUAUGUGCUUUUUUGGUCCCACAAUAAUCGGUAUCGGCGUUGAAAAAUCAUAAUCGGCCGACCUCUAAUAUUUAUACUAGUGCAUUUUUAGGGUGUAUGCUGUUUUGCCUUUAUUAGUUAAACCUCUACACGAGAUACACUAUGCUAUCAUUAAGCAGACACACAUACAGUAGGUUGUCCUCAUUAUAUAGAUUUGACAAAUAUUCCCUUAAAACUCUACAGUUACAAUUGACUAUCACUCUUUACUCUUGCAUAUACAGUUAUUGAUUAUGAAUAAUAGCUUCAUAUUCAAGAAUUAUGAUCACUUUUACUUCUACAAAUUGAUAACCAGAUCAGGGUCAUGUAUUCCUUGUCCUCAGUUUCACACAUAAUGCUUGAUGCACUAGUUGUUGCAUGAGCUCAAAGGCAAGGAAAGUACAGUAGGUCUCCAGUGUUAGGUUCAAGUGUUACUCAAUGGCUCACAUGCUGUCUUUUUACCCCAGCCUGUGACCUUAUCGGGUUGUACACAUUGCACACCUUUUCUGUGAGGAGCCUGUUGAUGAUAGCAGGGUUUGUAUUCAAUGGGAAUGAAUUAUGCUUUUGUUACGGUAUUGUUUUGCAUCAACACUUUCCCACGCUGAUAUAACAGCAAACGAUUUGGUCAGCCGAUUUAAUUUUCAUUCUUAAAUCCUUCAGAUUGCUGAAGAGGCAUAGGGUAGAGUACAAAUAUAUCCAGUAUAUCGUCACACUUAUGUAGAUAUUGCAGUUUAUACUUUUUGAUGAUUUAUUAUUCAAACGGUUUUGCAUUUAGAUGUGUGUUUUCUGCAUUUUUUCCCCCAUUUGUUACAUAAUUUGUUCCUAUCAAUAAAGUUUGAGUAAGUAACGUUUUGUUUGGUUUGUUUGACAUUUGUAUGCUUUGUUUAGGAGCAGGUCAAAGUCAAAUUCAUGAGGUGACAAGAAGCUGACCACUUCAGGGUAUUAUUCAGUGGGGUGCAAUAUUCCAAACGUUACAAAUAAAAAUGUAAUGUGCAGAGCGGCUAUAAUUCCUUUUUGUUUUUGUUUUUACAUGACAGAGGGCCUUGUAUUUUCUACACAAAACAUAUCUAUCUGAUCGAUGUGUAGCACCUACAUGUAGCACCCUCCUUAAUUACCCACAGACAUUUACGUUCUUUUGUCAUUAACGAUCAACGGUCUAAUCUUUCUGCCUGAAACAUAAAACGUACUUUUCAAGAAUCCCCUGUAGAGCCUGUUCAUGAUUGGUUCUCUACUGCCUUUUCAAAGGUCAUGCAAAGCUCCCCGUUCCCAAUUAGCCUAAACUGAGUAAGAGUAUAGUGCGCUUAAAAAAACAAAUUGUGCUUCCUUUCGCCCUACUGGAGUACUACACCAGUAUGCACAACAAGGGAGCCAGUCGAUGUGGGUAUUUCUACAUUUGUCAACCAACGUUUAUUCCUCUACUGCGACAGACAGCCAAGGCAGCAAAGACACAUUUUGUCAUAGUGUUUUCUCGUCGUCCAGAUUAAAUUCCGCCCCCCUGGGCUAGUAACCCUCUUACUGUCACCUGCUGUCAUGCUAGUGAGAGGUGGUUUAUACUGAAGCCACAAGGAGGUUACUCCUUACAGUGGACAACUUCUGAUCUACUUUAAGCCAAUCAAUCCGAGGUGGGAGGCACUCUCGUCUCGUGGUAACCAUAGCGAUAGGUCUAUACAUAGAUUUGAGUACAGGAUGGAGUCAAGAUUGUAGACUGGGGACAUGGUUGAGAUUGAGGGUACUGUCUAUAUGUCCGGAAACCCAACAGACUAUUAUCUAAGGCAAUUUAUAAACGCAAACACCGGCCCCCCAGCCAAAUAUUGAUUAUUAAUUUGGACAGAAUGAUUGUCAAUUUACACAGAACAAAAAUCUAAACGCAACAUGAGGUGAUGGCAGCGGAUUAAUGGCAUGACAAUGGGCCUUAGGAUCUCGUAACGGUAUCUCUGUGCAUUCAAAUUGCCAUCGAUAAAAUGCAAUUGUGUUCGUAGUCCGUAGCUUAUGCCUGCCCAUACCAUAACCCCACCAUGGGGCACUCUGUUCACAACGUUGACAUCCGCAAACUUAUCACCCACGCGACGCUGUACAUGCUGUCUGCCAUCUGCCCGGUACAGUUGAAACCUGGGUUCAUCCAUGAAGAGCACACUUCUCCAGUGUGCCAGUGGCUAUCGAAGGUAAGCAUUGGCCCACUGAAGUCUGUUACGACGCCAAACUGCAGUCAGGCCAAGACCCUGGUGAGGAAGACGAGCACGCAGAUGAGCGUCCCUGAGACUGUUUCUGAUCGUUUGUGCAGAAAUUCUUUGUUUUGCAAACUCAGUUUCAUCAGCUGUCCAGGUCGCUGGUCUCAGACGAUCCCGCGGGUGAAUAAUCCGGAUGUGGAGGUCCUGGGCUGGCAUGGUUACAAGUUGUCUGCGGUUGUGAGGCCGUUUGGACGUACUGCCAAAUUCUAUAAAAUAACAAUGGAGUUUAUAGUAGAGAAAUGAACAUUCAAUUCUCUGGCAACAGCUCUGGUGGACAUUUCUACAGUCAUCAUGCCAAUUACACACUCCCUCAAAACUUGAGACAUCUGUGGCAUUGUGUUGUGUGACAAAACUGCACAUUUUAUAGUGUUCUUUUAUUUCCCCAGCACUGUGUAAUAAGCAUGUUGUUUAAUCAGCUUCAUGAUAUGCCACACCUGUCAGGUGGUUGGAUUAUCUGGGCAAAGAAGAAAUGCUAUACUAACAGGGAUGUAAACAAAUUUGUGCACAAACUUGGAGCGAAAUAAGCUAUUUGUACGUAUGGAACGUUUCUGGGAUCUUUUACUUCAGCUCAUGAAACAGGGGACCAACACUUUACAUGUUGAGUUUAUAUUGUGCCUGUCGUUUUUCCCCGCUAACGUUACGAGUAACUUCAUCCAUUUGCCAACUGUUGCAUUUAUUAUAAUUAUUUUAAAACAGUUUAACAAUGUUGAUGACCGUUGCAAGUUUAAUAUGGCAAUAUUUUUGUUUAACGUAAUUAGAGGAAUUUCCUUGCAUCCCCUAAACAGCAAUAGUUAUUGUUACUCCUCCAGGUAUGCAUGUUAGAAUGGAUGCAAGCCGAUAUUGCGCGCUGAACGCCUAUUCUGAUGUGAGGCAAUUAGUAUCCAACCAUGUCAAUCUUGAAUGGAUGCUCUCCUGUUGUAUUGGUAACAUGAAACUGGCUUUGUCCCACUUUCCUUGCCUGUCUAUCAAAUGACCCCCCCCCCUCCACAAAUGUUAUAAUUCCCUGGGGAAUCAUUAAACAUGCAAUGUGUAGAGAUAAGCUUACCAGGAUACUGUUGGAUGGGGCCAGUGAAAUGCUACGUGGGGGUGUGGUGUAAUAGAUCUGUAGCUAUGUGAAUAUUAGAACUCCAAGAUGGCUCCUCUCAGCCCCGCCUCCAAUUACGACCUGAAAGAGGGGAGUCGGUCAAGUUUCAGGUGGUGUGUGCACACGCCUCUGUGUGCGUGCACGGUCCACAACCUGUCUGCAAUGAGCUGGGUUUAAGUCGUGUUUAAAAAUGUGUCUCUCUAUGCCGCAGUCUGGCUGAUAGUCUUUAUACUAGACCUGGGUUCAAAUACUAUUUGAAAAUGCUUUAUCCUGUCUAGAGUGCCAGAUGGGCAGGGUUUGCAGUUUUGCAAUUACUCUAUUGGUUACCUGGCACCAGGCAAGCUCAAUCAAGCCCAGAUAAUACAUUUGAAAUGAUUUCAAAUAGUAUUCGAAGCCUGGUCUGCUCUAUACAAUAUUAAUUUCCAGCACCACCUCAACAUCAAUGUAUGUGAAAAUGGCACGUUUCUAUGUUUUGUAGUAAAAAAGAUAGGGGAAGAUAAGUGUUUCCAAUGACAUCAUCAACCAAUUCAUUAGUAGGCAAUGCCUAUUCAUAAUUGGUUAAAAUCCCAUGAUGCAUACCGACAUCAUUGGAAAUACUUCUCUUCCUGUAUCUUGUUUUACUACAAUACAUAGAAAGGUGCUGUUUUCACAUAUGUUGAUGUUGGGGUGGUGCUGGAGAUGAAGUUGAUGCUGAAUCUAAUUUAUGCUUAAUCCCAUCAGGUGUGUCACCUUUGUGAGCUCCAUCAUAGAAACAAGAAAGGAUGGGAAAGUCUCAGUUCCUGGGAGGCUAAAGGGAUGACUAUAGUAGUGGAGUUGGAGACGGGCAGGGACAGUGUUACCAGUGGGGCCCCAUUAUGACAGAUGUUGGCUCCUGUGUGUUUGGUCC